Hippocampus comes (tiger tail seahorse) is the source of this 1006-nucleotide messenger RNA. RefSeq names its product crystallin, beta A2b (gene cryba2b). Gene Ontology annotation, biological process: visual perception; lens development in camera-type eye. The record is from RefSeq and is a predicted model, not a curated record. The transcript is spliced from 5 exons. The coding region runs from base 218 to 808 and encodes 196 amino acids. Gene Ontology annotation, molecular function: structural constituent of eye lens. NCBI's taxonomy places the organism in Eukaryota, Metazoa, Chordata, Actinopteri, Syngnathiformes, Syngnathidae.
GCUGCGAAGCCUCCACAAAGCACGCGGCUAAUGCCGCCCUUUCAGCGAGGCCUGCCGGGCUGCUGAGUGUGCAAGGCCGCCGGGCGGAUGGUCCAGGGGGACCCGGUCCUAUAAAGGGGCAAGCGAGGCUCUCUACCCCGUCAUUGAUUUUACUGGAUCUGUCCCACCUCAGUACCGUCUAGAGCACAGUGUGACGGCGGAAGCAGCGGGAGCAGCCAUGAACACUCAGCAGUUGGAGCAAAUGGGCCAGUUCAAGAUUACUGUUUGGGAAGAAGAGAACUUCCAGGGCAAGCGCUGCGAGUUCAUGCUGGAGUGCCAGAACAUCAUGGAGCGAGGCUUCAACAAGAUCCGCUCCAUCAAGGUCGAGAACGGACCCUGGGUGGGGUACGAGUACCCCGAGUUCCAGGGCCAGCAGUUCAUCCUGGAGAAGGGCGACUACCCUCGCUACGAGGCCUGGAGCGGAAACAGCAGCUACAGGACCGAGCACAUUCUUUCCUUCAGACCCAUCAAGUGUGCCAACCACAGCGACAGCAAGGUGACCCUGUACGAGAGUGAGGACUUCCAGGGCCGUAAGUUUGAAAUGAGCGACGACUAUCCCUCCCUACAGGCCAUGGGCUGGUGCACCAAAGAGGUGCCAUCUAUCAAAGUGAACUCCGGAGCCUGGGUGGCCUACCAGUUCCCCGGUUACCGCGGCUACCAGUACAUCCUGGAGCGAGACAGACACCAAGGCGAGUACAGAAACUACAACGAGUACAGCACCCAGGCUCACACCAACCAGGUGCAGUCCAUCCGGAGGAUCCAGCACUAGGCUUGACCCAAUCCGAAAAACUGAAUGCUUUCCUCACUUCGACCGGACGGAGCACCGCCGCGCAACAGUAGAUGGACUCAGUCGUUCUCUCUCACUGUGGCUCGACACGUUUGGAUGUCUGAAUGCCUGCUUCCUUCACCAUGCGCAAGCAUGAUUCUGGAAAGAGGAAAUAAAGGCUUUUGUUCCAAAGGAGGCUGC